AUAUAUAAUCCAUAUGGGUAAUCAUCUGAAUGUAUGGCCUAUAUCAGAAUGUUUGAUAUACUCGUAUAUUAAAGACAUUUUAAAAACAAUGUAGAAAUCACAAGAGAAUGACAAAAAUGCAUACUUUUUAAGGUUAUACCAAGAAAUACAAAACCCAUAUUUGAGGAACUUGUCGUCUGCAUAUCACAAUAUAACUGAACUGUAUAUACAUGUAUACAUCAACAGUAUUAUUUUUACUGGUCAAAUUAAAAUUUUAGAUAUCUGAUUUUGUACAAAUGCUCCCUUUGAAUCCCCCCACAAAAUACCCAUCGAAAGGAAGCUCCUUGUUUACCCACACUUUCCACCUCAGGUUAAUUCUCUGAAUUCACUUUCCACCUCAGGUUAAUUCUCUGACUUCACUUUCCACCUCAGGUUAAUUCUUUGACUUCACACUAGUCUACACAUAGGCAGAAAAGAACAUACGCCACUGCUAUUGAAUGAUUUACUAAAAUAACAUUUAUAUAUGGUGUAUACCGGUGUCAUAUAUAUCAGAACAUAAAAAAUCUUUCUUAUACAUCAUUAGAAAGACAGCCCUACAGCAUAUGUCUGAGUCAGUGUUCAUGGGACUGUGUGACAAACUUGGGACUUCACAACUGGUGGCCAUGAGGAGAGAUGUGGUAGAUAUCAGUGAUAUGGUGAUCAAUCAAGUGAGAACAAGCGAUGAUGUCAAUUUGAUGAAUAGCGGAAGUGAGAAAGAAGGAUUUAGACUGGAGAAAUCAGAUAUAGACUGUAUGUUGUGGCCAAAUAAUCACCGUGUGAUCUGGGAAUUAUCUCAGUCUCAGUAUUACAACACAAACACUCAAACACAGAUCCUCUGUGACUCUUCUGAUAGUCCACCAGGAUUUACUUUGUUAUACUUACUGUCACCAAGCAGCUACAGAAAUGUCCAGAGAGCAUGUGUUAGAAUGAAUAACAGGUAUUAUAUCUCCAGCUCAAAAUACACAAAGAUUCUGUGCUCGGUUGCCGAUUUUCCUGACCCCAGUCCACAUGGACCCUGUAUCAGUGGAGUGUAUUUUGGGGGUAAAGAAUAUGAUUAUGCCUACUGUUUUGCUUGUGACUUUUGGCCUCCAUCUGCCUUCUCAUGGAUAGACAGAUGUCACUCAUGGCCACAGCCUCAUGCUGUUGAUGAGAUAGUAAAGAAUGGAUGUCACUUUGUAGCAAUAGGACAUACACUUGGACACCAUGUGCACAAUGAAUGGAGAAUUUCUUUCUCUCUUGCAGAACAUAAACUUGUGUGUGCUAUGAAGCAUUGUCAAUUCUUAUCAUAUGGCUUGCUUAAAUUGUUCUUGACAGAAAUAAUUAACAAUGAACUAGGUGAUGGUGAUAAAUUACUGUGUUCCUAUCAUAUGAAAACAGCAGUUUUCUGGAUGAUUCAACAAAAUACAUUACAACAUUGGUGUCCACAAACUCUCCUAGAGUGUUCCUGGAAUUUCUUCAAGCUCAUUCUUAAGUGGGUGUUUUCAUUCCCCAAAAUAACAUGUUUCUGA
Molecule: messenger RNA, 1526 nt
Organism: Saccostrea cuccullata (small rock oyster)
Lineage: Eukaryota; Metazoa; Mollusca; Bivalvia; Ostreida; Ostreidae
Exons: 2
Coding region: 582-1526 (314 amino acids)
Source: RefSeq, a predicted model, not a curated record